Messenger RNA from Nematostella vectensis (starlet sea anemone), 2660 nucleotides. Its product is annotated as fatty acyl-CoA reductase 1. Gene Ontology annotation, cellular component: peroxisome. The transcript has 15 exons. The record is from RefSeq and is a predicted model, not a curated record. NCBI's taxonomy places the organism in Eukaryota, Metazoa, Cnidaria, Anthozoa, Actiniaria, Edwardsiidae. Gene Ontology annotation, biological process: long-chain fatty-acyl-CoA metabolic process. Gene Ontology annotation, molecular function: alcohol-forming very long-chain fatty acyl-CoA reductase (NADP+) activity. The coding region runs from base 297 to 1841 and encodes 514 amino acids.
UUGAAUUCCUAUCGCCGCUGACCACUUGUAUGUAGUACGUCUGGUUGGAGCGCGAAGGUGCAAAAAAUAUUAAAAAACACCACAUGUUUGGAAAGUGCAUUUGAACCAAACCCAAGGGAAUCGCCAUAGCUCCACAAAACAUGAGUUAAAAACCAUGCUACCUUGCUGCUAGAAUGGUGGGGUAAAAGUACGAUUUCUUUACUUCCCGAUUCGAACACACCUCCAGAACGGAGAGGACCUCCUUCAAGCGUCAGAGUACACGAGAAACUAAAAGAGAAAAGAAGCGAGUUGUUGUCAUGGAUUCCAUCCAGACUUUUUUUGCCGACAAGGUUGUACUAAUUACUGGAGGGACUGGAUUUCUUGGUAAAGUUUUAUUAGAGAAGCUGCUACGAUCAUGCAGGACUGUGAAGCGCAUUUAUCUUCUGACUCGGAGCAGAGCCGACCACACACCUCAGCAGAGGAUUGACAACAUGCUUCAGACAAGGCUGUUUCAGAAUGUACGAGAGAAUGAUCCUGAUCAACUGGAUAAGGUCACAGCAAUUACAGGUGACAUUGCUGAAGCUGACCUCGGAUUGUCUCCGGAAGACAUGGCUCUGAUAAUUGGCAGUGUACAGAUUGUUUUCCAUUCUGCAGCCACAGUUAGAUUUGAUGAGGAGCUGAGGGUGUCAUUACAGUUAAAUGUAAAAGGAACUCAAGAAGUUAUCAGGCUUUGCAAGGCCACAAAAAAACUAGAGGCGUUUGUCCAUGUGUCCUCAACAUAUGCAAACUGUGAUAGAGAUGUUGUUGAUGAGAAGAUAUACCCACCAUCAAUAGAGCCAGAAAAACUCAUUUCAUCUUUAGAGUGGAUGAGUGAUGACAUGGUUAAGGCUAUCACCCCAUAUGUGAUUGACCAGAGGCCCAAUACGUACACCUUCACCAAGAGCCUUGCUGAGCAUGUGUUGCUGCAGGAAGCGUCUGGGCUCCCUGUGUCGAUCUUCAGGCCGUCCAUCAUAGGGGCAUCAUUCAAGGAGCCCCUCCCUGGCUGGGUAGAUAACUUCAAUGGACCUGCUGGCCUAUUUGUUGCUGCUGGGAAAGGCAUGCUGCGGAGUAUGCCUGGUGAUCUAAAUAGUGUGGGCGAUGUAAUUCCUGUCGACAUAGCAGCUCACAUGAUGAUUUGCAUAGCAUGGCACACAGCCCAGAAACGAUCAGACGGCAUUCCUGUGUACAACUGUGGGACGGGUGUGUUAAACCCAAUUACGUGGGGAGAAAUAUCUGAAAUUAUGCAUAAAACAUUUUCGAUUUAUCCUAUGGAGGAUGUCUUUAGAAGACCAAACUUUAAUUUUGAGUCUAGCAAGUUAAUGUAUUAUUAUUGGACAUACAUCAGCCAUCGAAUCCCUGCUCUCAUUGCUGACAUGCUAUCCAUAUUCAUUGGGCAAAAGCCAAAGAUGAAUCGCCUCUAUCGAAAACUGCAAAAGGCAACAGAUGUUAUGAAAGUCUUCACAUCACGAGAAUGGAAGUUUACAACUGUGAAUUAUCUCAAGCUUUUAGAAGAACUCUCCCCCCAGGACCAAGAGGAGUUUGGGUUUGACGUUCGAGUUAUCGACUGGAAUAAGUACUUUGAAGACUUCACCAUCGGAAUGAAACAGUUCCUGCUGAAGGAAGACUUGAAAAACGUUCAUUUAGCGCACAACCGGAUCCGAAAGCUGCGUAACAUCCGCUGGACGAUGUACGCCGUUCUCUUUGUACUAUUCUCUUGGCUUCUCAUCAAGAAAGUCCCCUCUGUCCGGGUGGCAAGCUUUAGGUGCUUAAUGCGAGCGAGUGCGAUCUUCCAGGCGCUAGAGCCCUUCAAGAUAGUGAACUAACCCAGUGUGAUGUGUUUUUACGGACCCGCCAAUCACACCGCCCGGUGCCUCCAUUAGAAAUCUCGACGCCAUCUUGAUGACACGGGCUCUAGCUUUUCCUGAGAUCUGAGAUCCCGGGGUGAGGUUGUCGUGAAUAAGAUUAGUGUCCUUCUAGUUCUUACGAUGCUAGAAUGACCUACGAAGUAAAGUAUUAAGGCCGGUUUCUACCAAGACGCGCGAUCGCACAUCAGAAACGGACAAACGCCAGCACUUGCUCUUGCGUUUGCAUUCCAGAAAGACAGUUGUUGUGUGUGAGGAAGCGUUUUUUAAAGAUCGCACAGCUACGUUUGGCUAAAGUUAAGCCUCUCGAAUUAAUUACGAAGCAGCCUCGUUCCCACGGACUUGUAGCUUUAUUUUUCAAAAUAGGUGCCCUUGGAAGCGAGGCAGUGUUAGGUGCGCAAAAACAAGUAUACGCUAAAUAAUUUUUCUUUCACGUCAUAAAGUAUUAAUUACCAAUCAACUAGUCUCCCAUUUCUGUGAAUUGUUGCGAAUUUCCAUUGAAAAUAUUCUAAAGUAAUAAUGCAGUAUAAUGAAGGCGUGAGGAACUGAGGCUUUUUCCGGUUACUGAAUUCCCUUCAUAAGUCUCAUCGUCUUGGACUACUUGACCGCAAUUUGAUUUUCGUUAUUAUGUUUUUUUUAAUCAAAGUUCUUCAAAAAAGGAAGAAUAUGAAAUGAAUAUAAGCCACAAUCAUUGAAUACUUCAACAUUAUGAUAUUUCAUCUAAGUAAAAACUAUGGAAAUUGACGUGCAAAUUAUCCCAAUAAAGCACUAAUAAUUCUG